This is a messenger RNA of Plasmodium gallinaceum, 1044 nucleotides long. Its product is annotated as TBC domain protein, putative. Gene Ontology annotation, molecular function: GTPase activator activity. Gene Ontology annotation, biological process: activation of GTPase activity. Bases 1 to 1044 code for a protein of 347 amino acids. The record is from RefSeq and is a predicted model, not a curated record. The transcript has 2 exons. Lineage: Eukaryota; Apicomplexa; Aconoidasida; Haemosporida; Plasmodiidae.
AUGAAAUUAGAAGGAAAAAAUGAAGAUAAAAAAGAUGAAGUGGAACAAAAGAAUAUUUCACAAAGAAUGAAGAAAUUAUGUUCUAUAUUAAAUAGUCCAAUUAUUGAUAUAAAUGAACUUAAAAAUAUUUUGUGGAGUGGAAUACCUGAUGAAAUGCCUUUUAAUGUAAGAGAAAAAUGUUGGAAGUUAGCUUUAGGCUACUUACCUUUAAAUACUGAAGACACUGAUAAAGUAUUAAAAAAAAAAAGAGAUGAAUAUGAAAAUUUGAAAAAGCAAUAUUAUAACAAAAAUAAAUUAUCUGAAGAAGAGUUAAAAAUAUUACGUCAAAUAAAAGUUGAUAUUCCUCGUACAAAAUCAUGUUAUAAUAUUUUUAUAAAUAAAAAAAUACAACAGAUAAGUGAGCAUGUUUUAUUUAUAUAUUCCGUUAGGCACCCUGCAUGUGGUUACGUUCAAGGAAUAAAUGAUUUAAUUACUCCUUUUUUAAUAGUUUUUUUAAGACCAUUAGUUACUAAAAAAGAAAUAAGUUCUGAUGAUAUUGAUAAAGUCACUGAUGAUGAAUUAAAAAAUGUUGAAUCUGAUUUAUAUUUUUGUCUUUCUAAAUUAUUAGAACAAAUUCAAGAUAAUUAUACUUUUGGUCAACCAGGAAUACAGAGAGCUAUAAUAAAAGUUAAAGAAAUUGUGAAAAGAAUUGACAUUUCACUUUUUAAUCAUAUUUAUAAUAAUAAUAUAGAUUUUAUUCAGUUUUCUUUUAGAUGGGUAAACUGUUUGUUAUUACGAGAAUUUCCUAUAAAUAUAUCUGUUAGAUUAUUAGAUACAUAUAUUAGUGAUAUAUGUGAUAUUUUUACAGAUUUUCAUCCUUAUAUUUGUGCUGUUUUUUUAGUACAUUGGUCAAAACAUUUAAAAGAAAUGGAUUUUCAGCAAAUGCUACUAUUUAUGCAACGCUUCCCAACACAAAAUUGGAAAAUUCAAGACAUCGAAUCUAUUUUGUCAGAAGCUUUUGUUUUAAAAAAUGCUUUUCAAUCAUCUCCAAAACAUUUUUCUUAA